GCCAGGGCUGCGGCUCAGAGGAACGCGCGCCGGUGUCCCGGGUCGCUGCGCCGCUGGACCGCAGCCUGCAUCCCGUUCCUCUCUCCCUGAAAAGCCACCAGGAAAAGAGAGAGAGAGAAUAGUUCACAGCAGGAUAAAUGUUGUCAAGUGUCUUUUGUGAUGCUCACCCUGACUUAAGUUAUUCGAGACAAUUCUUCCAGACAACUGCCUUCACACUUGGACUAGAACUAUAACAUCUGCUGUCCUGGUUCCCAGGCUUUUGAACAUACACUGUUGGUUCUUCUGAAUCUUCACCUUGCCAACUGCAGAUCUUGGGAGUCGUCAGCCUCAAUAAUUAUAUUAAAUUAACACCGUUGGAAAGAGAACAUUGUUUUCAUCAUGAAUGCUAAUAAAGAUGAGAGACUUAAGGCGAGGAGCCAAGAUUUUCACCUUUUUCCUGCUUUGAUAAUGCUAAGUAUGGCCAUGUUGUUUCUUCCAGUCAUUGGUACUUCAAAACAAAAUAUUCCAAGACUCAAGCUAACCUACAAAGACUUGCUGCUUUCAAAUAGCUGUAUUCCCUUUUUGGGUUCAUCAGAAGGACUGGAUUUUCAAACUCUUCUGUUAGAUGAGGAAAGAGGCAGGCUACUCUUGGGAGCCAAAGACCACAUCUUUCUACUCAGUCUGGUUGACUUAAACAAAAAUUUUAAGAAGAUUUAUUGGCCUGCUGCAAAGGAACGGGUGGAAUUAUGUAAAUUAGCUGGGAAAGAUGCCAAUACAGAAUGUGCAAAUUUCAUCAGAGUACUUCAGCCAUAUAACAAAACUCACAUAUAUGUGUGUGGAACUGGAGCAUUUCAUCCAAUAUGUGGAUAUAUUGAUCUUGGAGUCUACAAGGAGGAUGUUAUAUUCAAACUAGACACACAUAAUUUGGAGUCUGGCAGACUGAAAUGUCCUUUCGAUCCUCAGCAGCCUUUUGCUUCAGUAAUGACAGAUGAGUACCUCUACUCUGGAACAGCUUCUGAUUUCCUUGGCAAAGAUACUGCAUUCACCCGAUCCCUUGGGCCUACUCAUGACUACCACUACAUCAGAACUGACAUUUCAGAGCACUACUGGCUCAAUGGAGCAAAAUUUAUUGGAACUUUCCCCAUACCAGACACCUACAAUCCAGAUGACGAUAAAAUAUAUUUCUUCUUUCGUGAAUCAUCUCAAGAAGGCAGUACCUCCGAUAAAACCAUUCUUUCUCGAGUUGGAAGAGUUUGUAAGAAUGAUGUAGGAGGACAACGCAGCCUGAUAAACAAGUGGACGACUUUUCUUAAGGCCAGAUUGAUUUGCUCAAUUCCUGGAAGUGAUGGGGCAGAUACUUACUUUGAUGAGCUUCAAGAUAUAUAUUUACUCCCCACAAGAGAUGAAAGAAAUCCUGUAGUAUACGGAGUCUUUACUACAACCAGCUCCAUCUUCAAAGGCUCUGCUGUUUGUGUGUAUAGCAUGGCUGACAUCAGAGCAGUUUUUAACGGUCCAUAUGCUCAUAAGGAAAGUGCAGACCAUCGUUGGGUGCAGUAUGAUGGGAGAAUUCCUUAUCCGCGGCCUGGUACAUGUCCAAGCAAAACCUAUGACCCACUGAUUAAAUCCACCCGAGAUUUUCCAGAUGAUGUCAUCAGUUUCAUAAAGCGGCACUCUGUGAUGUAUAAGUCCAUAUACCCAGUUGCAGGAGGACCAACAUUCAAGAGAAUCAAUGUGGAUUACAGACUGACACAGAUAGUGGUGGAUCAUGUCACUGCAGAAGAUGGCCAGUAUGAUGUAAUGUUUCUUGGGACAGACAUUGGAACUGUCCUCAAAGUUGUCAGCAUUUCAAAGGAAAAGUGGAAUAUGGAAGAGGUAGUGCUGGAGGAGUUGCAGAUAUUCAAGCACCCGUCCAUCAUCUUGAACAUGGAAUUGUCUCUGAAGCAGCAACAAUUGUACAUUGGUUCCCGAGAUGGAUUAGUUCAGCUCUCCUUGCACAGAUGCGACACUUAUGGGAAAGCUUGUGCAGACUGUUGUCUUGCCAGAGACCCCUACUGUGCCUGGGAUGGAAAUGCAUGCUCUCGAUAUGCUCCUACUUCUAAAAGGAGAGCUAGACGCCAAGACGUAAAAUAUGGUGACCCGAUCACCCAGUGCUGGGACAUCGAAGACAGCAUUAGUCAUGAAACUGCUGAUGAAAAGGUGAUUUUUGGCAUUGAAUUUAACUCAACCUUUCUGGAAUGUAUACCUAAAUCCCAACAAGCAACUAUUAAAUGGUAUAUCCAGAGGUCAGGGGAUGAGCAUCGAGAGGAGUUGAAGCCUGAUGAAAGAAUCAUCAAAACGGAAUAUGGGCUACUGAUUCGAAGUUUGCAGAAGAAGGAUUCUGGGAUGUAUUACUGCAAAGCACAGGAGCACACUUUCAUCCACACCAUAGUGAAGCUGACUUUGAAUGUCAUUGAGAAUGAACAGAUGGAAAAUACCCAGAGGGCAGAGCAUGAGGAGGGGCAGGUCAAGGAUCUAUUGGCUGAGUCACGGUUGAGAUACAAAGACUACAUCCAAAUCCUUAGCAGCCCGAACUUCAGCCUUGACCAGUACUGCGAACAGAUGUGGCACAGGGAGAAGCGGAGACAGCGAAACAAGGGGGGCCCAAAGUGGAAGCACAUGCAGGAAAUGAAGAAGAAAAGAAAUAGAAGACAUCACAGAGACCUGGAUGAGCUCCCUAGAGCUGUGGCCACGUAGUUUUCUACUUAAUUUAAAGAAAAGAAUUAUUUACCUACAAAAA
Messenger RNA from Rhinopithecus roxellana (golden snub-nosed monkey), 2755 nucleotides. RefSeq names its product semaphorin 3D (gene SEMA3D). NCBI's taxonomy places the organism in Eukaryota, Metazoa, Chordata, Mammalia, Primates, Cercopithecidae. Gene Ontology annotation, biological process: positive regulation of cell migration; negative chemotaxis; negative regulation of axon extension involved in axon guidance. The record is from RefSeq and is a predicted model, not a curated record. The transcript is spliced from 20 exons. The coding region runs from base 379 to 2712 and encodes 777 amino acids. Gene Ontology annotation, molecular function: semaphorin receptor binding; chemorepellent activity.